Bemisia tabaci is the source of this 691-nucleotide messenger RNA. Its product is annotated as transcription initiation factor IIA subunit 2. Gene Ontology annotation, biological process: transcription initiation at RNA polymerase II promoter. The record is from RefSeq and is a predicted model, not a curated record. Gene Ontology annotation, cellular component: transcription factor TFIIA complex. Lineage: Eukaryota; Metazoa; Arthropoda; Insecta; Hemiptera; Aleyrodidae.
GAAGUGAGAAAAAAAAUUGUUUCGCUUGACUUUCUACAGACAUUUGCGAAAUUGAGAAGCGGAGAAUCAAAACUGAUUUUAUCUCAUUGUGAGUUUGAUGUUGAAGUUUAAUCAGUGUUCUUCAUCAGAUAUUCCCUGUGCUCUUUGUUGACUGGAAACUCGAAGGAUUUUACUUCCCUCACAACAGGAACAGGUCUUGCCUAUCAGCCGAGUCGAGCAACAAUUUUGUUACUGUCUUUUCCUGAACUUAAAGUUUUCUCACUUCACCUCGUUUCUCAAAAGACAUUGCUCUCUGUUCCAUGGUAGCUUCAUUGAAGUAUUAAAGCUACUCGCAGGACUCUGUGGCAAAGGUUUUUAAAAUUCCUUUAGAGGUCUGAUCAUGACAUCCUAUCAGCUUUACAGGAACACAACUUUAGGCAGCACCCUACAGGAAAGUCUUGAUGAGCUUAUCCAGUAUGGACAAAUCACCCCACAGCUUGCGAUAAAGGUCCUUCUCCAGUUUGACAAAGUCAUCAAUAACGCUCUGGCAAAUCGGGUGAAAUCAAGGCUUACUUUCAAAGCUGGCAAAUUAAACACCUACAGAUUCUGUGAUAAUGUUUGGACGUUCAUGCUGAACGAUGUUGAAUUUAGGGAGGUCCAGGAAGUCGCACGAGUAGAUAGGGUAAAAAUUGUUGCCUGUGAUGGUAAAAGU